This is a messenger RNA of Heterostelium album PN500, 897 nucleotides long. RefSeq lists its product as uncharacterized. The record is from RefSeq and is a predicted model, not a curated record. The coding region runs from base 1 to 897 and encodes 298 amino acids. Lineage: Eukaryota; Evosea; Eumycetozoa; Acytosteliales; Acytosteliaceae. The transcript has 2 exons.
AUGGUAAAGAAUGAUAAACCUAAUAACACAUUUAAUGGAAAUAAACGUGUAGAUAUUAAUAAUAGAGGUAAUUUUAAAAAUAAUACAAAUGUUGGUGGUAGUAAAUCAAUAGGAUCAUCAGCACAUCUUAUAAAACAACAAUCGGUACCAAUGUCACCGGCAGGUCCACCUUCUAAGCGACCUGUAGGAGCAGCAUCAGCAGCAGCAUCGACAACAACACAGAAAUAUAUGACACCAAUGUCACCUGCAGGUCCACCUCAAACACCAAUGCCACCACCAAUGAUGCCGCCACCACCAUUCAUGGGAAUGCCACCACUUCCACCUGCUGGAAUGAUACCACCUUACCUCACACAAUUUCCACCGCAAUUCUUUGGUCCACCUGCAGGUGGUUCACCUCAAAUACCAAUGCCACCAAUGCCACCUUUUAUGAUGCCAUCAGUCGGUGGUUUGCCAAUGGGAAUACCUCCACCUCUUCCACCACAAUUAUUAUUUAAAAACGAAACAACAACAACAGCAGGAGCAGCAGCAACAACAUCAUCAAAUGAACAAACAGAAGUAGAAGAAGAGGAAACAGCCACAAAAAGAGAAAAGAAACAACCAGAUAUUGUUGUCAAUCAAAAUCUGAUACCUUUGAAUUUAAGAAGAAAGCCUGCAGCUUCAACUACAUCAAAGAAACCUGCAGCUACUACUACUACUACGAAAACAACAGCUACAACUACACCAACUACACCUACCACAGCAACAACUACAACUACAACUACAACAGUAAAAGCAACAACAAAAGAAACUACAGAUACAGAAAACAAAGAAAAGAAUCAAGAUGAUCAAGAUUUGGAUGAUGGAUUCGAUGAAUUUAUGAAUGAAAUGAAUCAAUUAGGUGCAACUACAUCAUCUUAA